Molecule: messenger RNA, 1967 nt
Organism: Oryctolagus cuniculus (rabbit)
Lineage: Eukaryota; Metazoa; Chordata; Mammalia; Lagomorpha; Leporidae
Source: RefSeq, a predicted model, not a curated record
UCAGCUUUCUGUCCUGAGGUUGGAGCUGCAGGGUCUUGCGUUCCAGGGAAGUGGGCACCCUCCUCACCUUACUCUCAUUCCCUCUCUCCCUGUGUGCCUGCCUCCGGUCUAAUGCAACCUUGCUGCCAACCAGCACCACUGAGAACUGAAGUUUUUGCUCACUGUCACAGCAAACGACCCUCUCCAGGAAGGUGACUUAGGACGAGAGUGUUAGAAGAUCUAGGUUCCAACGAACUUUGCCCCCCAAUGGCUCAAGUGCAUGAAGUUUGCUCAGACAGAGCAGAUUCCGUCCUCGGGUGUUCCACAGCGAAGACAUCUGAAAGAAAACUAGGAGGGGGACAUCAUGAGAGUAAAUACGGUAAUCUGUUCAUUUGCUAGUUCAAGUGCUGGACUUGGGACUUAGGUGUGCCACAUAGGGGCCGCUUAGAGCCUGCAUCAGACCUGGGCUGAAAGGGUAGGUGAGGGACAAGAUUGGCUCAUAUCCGGAGAAGUUAUAGCCUGUGACUAGGACAGGAAGAGGAAACACUGCCCUCACUCCAGCGGGAGCCCCAGCCUCUCCUGGCGGCGAACUGAGCGCUCGCUCCUGUGCCCAGCGCAGGACUCGGCUAUUCCUCCCGUCUUCUGCACGGAGUUACCUCAGGUGCACUGGUGUUCUGAUUAAUCCUUUGCUCCUGAUCCUUCAAAGUGGACCCCAAGGGAGAAGUCAGAGCCAGGAAGUUACUGCCAAGCAGCCCAAGAGGCCCAGAAACCAACCUGGAGGUGCUAUCUGAAGGCAGUGGGAAACAAGCUGGCCUUGCGCGCUGUGAUGAAGCAGACUCCAUGGGUGGAAAGCCCACCAUCAGUGCAGAUGAGGAGGAAGGGCCCCAGACUUGCCGUGUAUGCGGGGACAAGGCCAAUGGUUACCACUUCAACGUCCUGACAUGUGAAGGCUGCAAGGGCUUUUUCAGGAGGACCGUGAAACGCAACGCCCGGCUGAGAUGCCCCUUCCGGAAGGGCGCCUGCGAGAUCACCCGGAAGACCCGGCGCCAGUGCCAGGCCUGCCGGCUGCGCAAGUGCCUGGAGAGCGGCAUGAAGAAGGAGAUGAUCAUGUCCGAUGUGGCCGUGGCACAGAGACGGGCUCUGAUCAAGAGGAAGAAGAGAGAACGGAUGGAGGCUCAGCCGCCGGGAAUGCAAGGGCUGACGGGAGAGCAGCGGAUGAUAAUCGAGGAGCUGAUGGACGCUCAGAUGAAAACCUUUGACACCACCUUCUCCCAUUUCAAGAAUUUUCGGCUGCCGGAGGUGCUUGGCAGUGGCUGUGAGAUUCCAGAAUCUCUGCAGGCCCUAACGGAGGAAGAGGCUGGCAGGUGGAGACAGAUCCAAGAAGAGCUGGGCACCAUGAAGCUCUCUCUGCAGCUGCGGGGGGAAGACGGCAGCGUCUGGAACUAUACGCCCCCAGCUGACAGAAGUGGGAAAAAGCUCUUUUCUCUGCUGCCCCACUUGGCUGACAUGUCAACCUACAUGUUCAAAGGCAUCAUCAACUUUGCUAAAGUCAUCUCCUACUUCAGGGACUUGCCCAUCGAGGACCAGAUCUCCUUGCUCAAGGGAGCCACCCUCGAGCUGUGCCUCCUGAGAUUCAACACCGUGUUCAACGCAGAGACUGGCACUUGGGAGUGUGGUCGGCUGUCCUACUGCGUGGAAGACCCUGAAGGAGGCUUCCAGCAACUUCUUGUGGAUCCCUUGCUGAAAUUCCACUACAUGCUGAAGAAGCUGCAGCUGCACAAGGAGGAGUACGUGCUGAUGCAGGCCAUCUCCCUUUUCUCCCCAGGUGAUGGCCUCCCCGGGCUGCUGGCACCCUCAGCUUGAUCUGCCCUCCUCAAGAAAGACCGCCCAGGUGUGGUGCAGCGUGAAGUGGUGGACCAGCUUCAGGAGCGAUUCGCCAUCACCCUGAAAGCCUACAUCGAGUGCAGUCGGCCGCAGCCCACCCACCG